Molecule: messenger RNA, 1623 nt
Organism: Aspergillus welwitschiae
Lineage: Eukaryota; Fungi; Ascomycota; Eurotiomycetes; Eurotiales; Aspergillaceae
Gene: xanC
Product: transcription factor xanC
Exons: 12
Coding region: 1-1623 (540 amino acids)
Biological process (GO): regulation of DNA-templated transcription
Molecular function (GO): DNA-binding transcription factor activity
Source: RefSeq, a predicted model, not a curated record
AUGGCGUAUACUGGUCAUUAUCCCGGGUUGGUAACUGAACCAGGCAGGCACCCGAAAACGAAGUCGAUAACAUACAGUAUUCGAAAGCUUCCCCUACCUUCCAUAUUAUAUAGGCCAUACCUCCUCAUUAUGAAGCCGGCCGAUGGCAUGCCACCCGAUCAAGGCGCUUUAGCUGGUCUGGUCGACCGUGCGUAUCCGUGCAUCGCGGCUGGCAAGGCCGUCAAACUGUCUCAAAUCACUGCCUUGGCCCAAUGUCCAGAUGAGUGGGGGUUGCGCCAUGAGGUCGGCGCCACAAAAAGCCUUGCUCGCGCCUUAGAGCCAUGGUUCAAUGCUUCCUGGGCACGUCUACGCAAAAGAAGGAUGUGGGACAUGGAUCAAGGCUGCAGACUUGGAGGCGGAACGAUCGACGAGCGUAUGGUCUACAAGCUCCGAGCACCAGACCUAAUGAGCCUACGCGCUGAGUUGAAUGCGUGUAAGAUUCUCUAUAAGCGAAGCAUUGGAAUCGAGGCCUUAUUGACAAUUUCCGACGCACAACCAACACGGCUCACAGAUUCCAUAAUGUCCACGAAGAUGCGGCCACCGUCAACAAAAGAAGACAGGAAUCUCAAUGAUACCACUGCACAGAAGCAGGACCCUAUCGAGAGGAGAAGAUUACAAAAUCGGCUUUCACAACGGAAUCAUCGGCGCAAGAUCCGAGAUCGCAUUGCCAAGCUCCAAGAACGCGUUAUUGCAAGUGAGCUGCGAGCAGCAGCCAGCUUGAACGGCUGGGACCAUCCCAGCACACUCACACCGUCGCCUGUCGAUCGGAUGCCGCCAAUUUUCGAUACUGAAGGACAUCCUUCACCUCCCAUCCAGGAUGUCUCGCCGGCUUUGGGUUCCACGUACUUCCCACAAUCAAGAGUCAUCUGUUCAUCCUGCAGUAGCGCUUUGGGCUCAAUACCAGUCCUAUCCUCUCAGCCAUCCUUUCCUUCCAUAUACGAUGCCACGAAUGACCUCGAUACUACCUCCCCCUCAUCGGCUUUGAGAAAUAGUGCCUUCUAUCCUCGAUCGAAUUCUAUCAAUCCCGAAAUGCAGAACAUGAGCAACAUCUACCCCUCGAUGGACUCCAAUAUUCCUCUCGCAGAACAGUGGAAUGGUACAACCCAGUACCCAGGGUCUUCCUUUUAUUACAUAGCAACAGAAGCAUAUCUUCCCCAUAUCAUGCAAGCCAUAAAUUCCGGCUCGUCACGUCCCAAGGCAAUUAUUGUACUUCAACAAAACAAUCAUCCCCCAGGGCUGCCAGCACCCCUGCCUACAUCCCAGUCAUCGCCGCCUGGCGGCAGCGCGGUCGAAUUGCCCGCGUCCUCGAGUCCACUGGGCAUGCAUGAUUCGCAAUGCCAAUGCCAGGGCCAGGGCUUAAUGACUUCGGGUGAAUGGUUCAGGGCGCAAAGAUGUUUGCCUGCGCCAAUGAAUUAUAUUCCCGAGACAGCCAUUGCCGCUGAAGAAUGCCUAAGUGUGGGCCCAAACUGGCUGAGUCCAUGGACGCCGACAAACACCACUAUAGUACAUGCAUCACCCAUACGAGUGUAUAAACGGAGCGUCGACCUCGGCCAAAGCCCGACAUACUACUUGUUUUGUGCAUGA